AUGAUUGAUCCGCUUGCAGCAGAUCCACAAAGCCGAUCACAUUUCCUGCAGUGCCAGCCAGCACCGAACAGUCUGUAUUGCGGCCGUUGGCAACGUAUGCCUUGCGAACCGGGGCUUAUUUUCAAUGUCCAGCUGCAAGUUUGUGUGUGGGAUGCAAGUGCACAGCCAGGAGGUGUACCACCGCCUACUGCAGCACCAGGUGUGAGUCCAUAUCAACCCUUGAUUCCAUCAGCAACGCCUGGUAUCGUGCCCCAGCCAUCCUACAUUCCGUCUCCAAUGCCGGGCAUGGCGCCGCAGCAACCCUAUAUUCCAUCAGUAACCCCAGUUCCAGGUAUGCUGCCCCAGCAACCCUUUGUUCCAUCAGUGACUUCAGGCCCAGGCAUGCCAUCCCAGCAGCCCCUUGUUCCAGCAGCAACUCCAGCACCAGGCAUGAUUCCGUACCAGCCAGUGCAACCUCAGUACGUUACAACGAUGUAUCCGGUACCGUCAGUUCCUACUGUCCAGCGGCCAUAUGAUAGCACUGGACAGUGCAGCUGCAGUGCUGGGCUGCAAAUUGGUGUCUGCAUCGACAGCCAAUGUCCUGGUCAGUCGGUCUGUCAGACCAGUCAUAAGGUACUUAUUUGCAAUUAUGACUUUUUUGAGGAGUGCCUUCGAAAUCCCUUGGAUUUCCAAAAAAAAUUCAGAAUAACUGUCUGAAU
This is a messenger RNA of Gongylonema pulchrum, 698 nucleotides long. NCBI's taxonomy places the organism in Eukaryota, Metazoa, Nematoda, Chromadorea, Rhabditida, Gongylonematidae. The record is from the annotation of a GenBank genome assembly.